Molecule: messenger RNA, 1597 nt
Organism: Physella acuta
Lineage: Eukaryota; Metazoa; Mollusca; Gastropoda; Physidae
Source: RefSeq, a predicted model, not a curated record
ACCACGGGGUUUUCACCAUUUGAACUUAUGUUCUGGAGAAAGGUUAGAGGCCCUUUGUCUAUUUUAAGAAAUAUUUUCACUGGUUGUAGUGAAGGCACUGGUAAAGAUGAACAAAUAACCAGCAUAUUAUUCAAAAUUUGGUGGGUUUUUGUUUCAAAGAGAAAAGUUAUUUGUCCAACAGGGACAAAAACACUAAACAGGCAUAUGAUUAAUGCGACAUGCAUCUUCAUGGCCACAAAUCAUUGAUUGGUUUAGGCAGUGUCAUUGAGGUCCAGACAGGGCUAGUAUUGGAUGUGCAUGUUACCAGCCUUCACUGUCAAACAUGUGCAACAACAGGAGAAAAAAUGAAAGUCAAUAAAGCUGAGUAUGAGGUCUGGUUAGCUCACCACAAGGAAAAUGGAUGCACCGUGAACUAUAGUGGGACAUCAGGUAUGAUGGAAUCUGAACAAGCUGUCACAAUGUGGAACAGGUCUCUUUCUAAACACAACUUCAGAUAUCUGACCAUGGUAGGCGAUGGAGAUUCAAAGGCAUUUGAACAAGUAAAGGCACUGAAUGUAUAUGGGAAGGACUUGGUUGAAAAAGAAGAAUGCCUCAACCAUGUCUCGAAGCGACUUGGCACCGCCCUUCGAAAUGUUGUUCAGGACUCAUCCAAAAAAAAGAUAACCCUUGGAGGAAGAAAGCCUGGCAGCCUGACUGCAGAAAAAAUACGCAAAUUGAGCAUUUAUUAUGGUAGGGCUAUUUGAAGUAACAAGACAGCUGAGGCAAUGAAGAAGGUCAUCCUUGCUUCACUCUACCAUAAUUAUUCCACAGAUGACUUUCCUCAGCACCAGUACUGUCCUCCUGGUCCCACUUCAUGGUACAUCUACAAGAGGGAUGUUGCAGAUUACAAAUACCCAGGAGGACAUGCUAAGAGGAUGAAGACUUAUUUAGAUUUUGAGAGGCUUCAUAAGCACAUUUGGCCAGUGUAUGAACGCCUCUCAGACAUUAAACUUUUGCAAAGAUGCGAAAUGAGUACCACUCAGAAUGCCAAUGAAAACUUGCACCAUGCAAUCUGGUCACGAUGUGCUAAGACAAACUUUCACAGCAAAACCAGGGUAGAGUUAGCAGCAAUAACUGCAAUAGCUGAGUUUAACUUUGGCCCUUCAAAUGCUAGACAAUUUUUACAAACGGUUAGUGGUAAAAAUGCCAAUAAACCUUGUUUCAACAGUGAAAAAAAACGUCUAAAUCUGUCUAGAGAUUAUAUUUCUGGAAAAGAAAAUAUCAGAAGAAAGAAAAAGGCAAUAGCAGUUGCUAAAGCAGAAGCUGAAUAUAUUCAGCAGCAUGGCACUGUGGGUUAUGGUGCUGGCCAAUUUUAAUAGCCUUGGGAAUUAUUUUGUUUUUUUUAACAAAAUUUUGUUUUAUAUAAUGUGUACAUUAUUACCUUUUAUACAUUAAUUAUUAUUUAAAUUUAUUUGCAAAUUCUAUAUAUAUUUGCUUGUUUAAUUUGUAAAUAAAAAUCAAUAAUUAAAACCCUGAUUUUAUUAGCAUUUAUUGGGUAGUUUUUUUUUAAAAUUGAAGUUUUUUCUCUUCUUUUGUGCUUUUCUCAAAACUACAAAUU